AGAAGCUGCUGAAUAGUCUGCGGCUCAUUAGCGGGGGGGGCUGAUGUGUCCAUUUUCUGGGGAACCUGUCCGUCGUAGUACCAGUGUGGCAGGGCAACCGCCGGGCUAUCCAGCCUGGCCUGCAGCUGCAACUGUUGUGCGUCCAGUUUUUGGUUUUCUGCCUCUUGCUGCCAAAAGACACGAAGCUGGAGUUGCUGCUACUGCAGUAUUUGCUGCUGCUGACAGCAAAGCUGGUGUUGCCAUUGCAAAUGCAGGUGUUGAAGCAGCAUUUGCUGCUGUACAAGCCUCUCCUGGAGCUGCUGAUGUUGAUACUGUGCUAGCUGUGCAUGGAGCAGCUGGCGGAGUUGUUCGUCACAGUUAUUGUGUUGGAGGAGGGGCUGUUGGUUCUGUUGCCGGCUCUGCAUUUGCAUUUCCAUUUGCGCCUGCGGGAGGUUUUGGCCGUCUCCUUCCAUUUGGUAUUGCAGUUGUGCUCCCUGCUGUCCAGGUGCUUGCGUUUGUGAAUACACCUGUGGUGCCAGCUGUGACAGCGUUAGGUCAGGCGUGGGGGGUGGCUCUGCAGGUGGGCCUUCCGUUGGCAUGCAAAUGUGGGUGUCAACGGUGGGCAGCGACUGUUGACUCUCGGGAAGGUGCUCCUCAGACAACGACUAUUGGUGCCUGGUGUUCAGCUGGUGGAAAGCCCCUGCGGCGGGCAGUGGGUCGUCCUCUUCGGGUGGACGGGGGCGACUGUAGUGUUCGGGGUUUUCCUGGGGAGUAAUCAGCAGGAACUUACGUUCCCCGGUAAGUUCCGACACCACCUCCUUGAGUCGUGCGGAGUGAGGCCCAUUCCCUU
This is a messenger RNA of Chara braunii, 829 nucleotides long. The record is from the annotation of a GenBank genome assembly. NCBI's taxonomy places the organism in Eukaryota, Viridiplantae, Streptophyta, Charophyceae, Charales, Characeae.